UGGUCACGGCGUUGAGGAAUCCUCUCGACGUGUUCGUGUCCGGGCAGCAGUACAUACACCGGAAGGAGACGAAAACGCUUGGACAGGCGAGAGAUUUUGUCGCUGGCGUCAUGCGCAAAAAUCUUCGGAAGAUCCACCGACAACAAAAGGAAACUACAAUGGGCGCCAGACAUGACGACACCGCCGACUCCCGACCGCACGAACAGAUCGGAGGUUACAUCCGAAGGCUUGUGGGGGCAGACAGAAACGCCAUUCCCGGGGACGAGGCCCUGGAGGCAGCCACGGCACAAGCCUUGAAAAAUCUGGAACGUUUCUGGAUCGUGGGCGUGGUAGAACAGUACACGGGUCUCCUGGAGGUCUGGAGGCGUUCCCUCGACCCCGAAAAUAAGCACGGCCGCCUCUGGAAUAAGUACGCGGCGAUGCAAUUUAAUUCGUCUCCGGUGGGUUCUCGAGAGGUUUUGGCGUUGAUAGACCCGGAGCUCGUGCGGUACUUCAACGGCUCUCUCGCGUUGCAGUGGGACGUGUACGAGAGAGCCGUUGGCCUCUGGGAGGUCCGCUGCCGAGAAGUGCUGCCGGAUAGGCUGCACGAGGACAUGUGUACGGUGCCCCACCCCUGGUCGUCAUAGGGCGGUGGACGCUCUGCGCCGUAGGUGGUAGAAGAUGUCACCCCCGUGCCCUGGGUCGAUUUGCCAAAGGCUCUUCGGUCGCCUUGCGACGACGAGGAUGCAUACAUGAAGCGAUGAUAUGCUUUCGGAAAGCUCGCGACGAGACGGUUCGAAAGCCGACAUUUUUCGGCACCACCACAACUCCUGUAUGGGAGCGCCGAGAAAAGGUGAAGGGGGUGUGAUAUCUUCCGCUUCCCGAACAGAGCACGGGGAUGGAAUGGGGUGGGGCCCUCGACUGACGGGCGGGGGGGGGGGUUACGCUUGGCCAUGUAUGUCGAUGUCGUUAGACCAUUGACCGAGCAUCCCUACAAAGCCGGGGACGAAGCNGGGGGGGGGGGGGGGGGGGGGGGGGGGGGGGGGGGGGGGAUUCGAAGUCUAGAUUUUUGUGAAGACCCAUUCGGCGAGCGGACGUUUCUUGAAGAGGAAAGCGCUUUGAACACGAAGUGACUGAUCAACCCCUCCCCCCCAACUCCUGCCACCUAGGGCUCCCAAGUAAUUAUUUAUCGUAGCGGGGAACGUGUCCGUACCUCCUUCCGCGUUUGCCUUUCCCAAGGGUAGCUCUACUGCAUGUAGUGUUAAUAGUGUUAGUUCCAGGUGCGUAGGCGAGUCAUCGGUGUUUCAAAAUUUUAUGGUGAAUGAAGCCGUUUCAGGUUCGCACGCUUGAUAUGUACGUGUUUCGUAUUUGUUGGUGAUGGUAGCAGCACCCAGGGGUGGUCGUACUCGUGGGACGUCAAACGACCUCGACUUCGAAUUCGCUCCAAAGGCGGUCGGAAAUCAGCAGAACCUGGCUCGGUUUUUGGGGGUGCGACGGCCUCGAUAUGUAUAUUUGGCGAGUUGUUAAUCUCGUUGUUUGUGAAUUCCGCCAUUUGUAAAUUUCGUGAGUUGUCGUGUAUAUAACGGCGGCGUCUUCUAUGUAGGCGCCCACCGGUUGACAAGCGUCCACGCUUUUAUCGGCCUUUGAUAAGAAAGUGUGAAAUCGGAUACAUUUUCUCGUGCCCGCGUGAGCCUGGUGAAGUCACCAGCAGGUGGACGCUGUUGUUCUAAUCGGGGAAUGGAAUCAUUUGUGGCGGGAAUUUUGAAAAGCAACAGUGUUUUUGUUGUUGUUGUUGUUGUUGUUGUUGUUGUUGUUGUUGUUGUUGUUGUUGUUGUUGUUGUUGUUGUUGUUGUUGUUGUUGUUGCUGUUGUUAUUGUUGUUGCUGUUGUUAUUGUUGUUGCUGUUGCUGUUGCUGUUGCUGUUUUUGUUGCUGUUGUUGUUUUUGUUGUUGUUGUUCUAUUCUUCUUGUUGUUGUCUUCACAUCAAGAAAAACGUUCCGUUCUCUCUGCCCAGUACCUUGUUCUGUCCGCACUGAUAGUCAAACACUUGGUCGAUUCCCGUGGUCACAGGCUAACGUACUCAACAAAGGCGUGCGAAAAAAAAUGAACCCGAAGGGUAAAGACCGUGUGCAUUUUGGCCCGAUCGGGAGUCGGCGUUGAUUCGCACCGGGGCUUCUUAAAAACAAAAAAAGUUGAAAUCUCGUGCCUUCGAUCUCCUGGGAACCGUGUCGGCGGGGGUGCUUUGGGUUGGUGGGAAUGGUGGGGUUUGAAGUUGCCGGCAACGCGGGGUGGUGGCAAUUGGUUCGAUUUUCAUCUGUUGUUGUGUUGGUGGAGCCUCAUCUGGAGCGUCGGUCUUGACGUUCCCCACGGCAUGCGGUAUGCUACCGUAUCCCGGAGUAUUGUCCCAUGUUCCGUUCGGCGCCCAGCAUAAGCAAAGCAUGGGGAUGGGCAAGCCGAAUCGUAGGGGUACGGUGGUGCUGGCGUUUGCUGGUGGUAGACUGUUCUCGAAGGAUAUCGCCCCCGUAGGGCAGCUAGCGUAGAGAGGAGCCCUGUACGGGGCACGUCGAUAUUCUGCCAUGGUCGGAGUGUGCUAAGAGUAUUCUGGCAUGGUUUAAUUGUUGCGUGAAAUAGUCGUUAAUCCCUUUUUUCACGGACUUCCAGGGCCUGGUCGACGAAAACAGCCUGGCAUAUGUACCUGGGGUUGCGCAGAUAUCUUUGCUAAAAUUAUUGUUGGUAGUGAUACUCCUAAGUGCACUUUGGUUAGAAAGUUGCCGUCCAAGUUUGUAUUACGUAGAACAGUACGCUCUACGUUCGGAAUUCUCGGGGCCUUUGUUGGCCCUACAUCGAGGUUUGUUGAGUCGCUUUCAGCCCACUAGGACUUGGAUUUCUCCGCCACAGCAUUAUUUCGGGGAUUUGGUAUGGUCCGAUUCUUUUUCAUUUGUAUCGCAGCUUGCCUCGGGCAACCAUGCUGGCCCUCUAGUAGUAUUUUCUUAGGUAGCGUGGACAUUCGAACUCAACAAAAAUCAUGGGAAAGAGAUUUUUAGUUAGGCCAUCGUUCUGAGGAUCGUUAAUGACAGUCUCGCUAGAGCCCACAAGAUGGAUUAAAAUUCCAGAUCAAGAGCUGGCCUCGAAUCUAGUAGAUUGGACGGCUGUGUUGUGUUGGGGCUUUGUUAUAGUCCGAUGCUUUUUUACUGUCGGUUAGGAGAGUUGGCUUGUGACCGU
Molecule: messenger RNA, 3200 nt
Organism: Ectocarpus sp. CCAP 1310/34
Lineage: Eukaryota; Phaeophyceae; Ectocarpales; Ectocarpaceae
Source: the annotation of a GenBank genome assembly